Ctenocephalides felis (cat flea) is the source of this 812-nucleotide messenger RNA. Its product is annotated as rap guanine nucleotide exchange factor 4-like. Lineage: Eukaryota; Metazoa; Arthropoda; Insecta; Siphonaptera; Pulicidae. Gene Ontology annotation, biological process: spermatogenesis; intracellular signal transduction. The transcript is spliced from 7 exons. Bases 18 to 812 code for a protein of 264 amino acids. The record is from RefSeq and is a predicted model, not a curated record. Gene Ontology annotation, molecular function: cAMP binding.
UAAACUGCCAGUUGGUUAUGUGGCCCCAGAAAGGGGUUUAUCAUCUCAAACCGAGAGCGAAGAUACCAGUGACACUAUGCAGUCUUGGUGUAGGGGCCACUUUCGGAGAGUCGAUUCUGCACGAUCUUCCUCGGGAGAGUACUGUCACCACCAGGACGACGUGCGAAUUGUUGAGAGUGGAACAACACGACUUCAGGCUGAUUUGGGAGAAAAACAAGGAGUUGAUGAGCGAAUUAGUGGCGAACCGAAAACUGAAAAAUGGAUUUGGACCAGGGGUGUGUCUCACAGGCACCCAACGAGAAGGUUCUCCCACAGGAAAAAGCUCUCACAGUUUAGACGGACCCAACCCUGCCGAACCCAUAACCGAGGCACCAAGUCCUGCAAUGGCUCGUAUCGGUUGGGCCUUACGAGUAAUAUUAUUGAGCGAAACCGGAGGUUGUUUAAAAGACAGAAAAUUAUCAGGUAAACCAGUAAGACGAUGUGCACCUGGCACAGAGUUGGUGGACUGGCUCGUCUCCCUUUCUCCUGCAGUCCAUGGACGUUUGCAGGCCCAAGGCAUGUGGCAGGCCUUGUUGGAGGAAGGAGUUAUAGCACAUGUUGCCCAUGAGCAACCCUUCAAAGACAAAUGCUUCCUAUAUCGGUUUCGUCAAGAUGAAGAUCCUCCAGGAGGUGCAACCACUGGAAGUAACAAUAAUGCUCUUCCAAGUAUGGAAGAAUUGGCCAGGGCUGAAGAACAUGUUAGAGACGCUCUUGCAGCUUUGGCACACAGGGCUUCUGAUGCACUUUUGAGGAUGAUACUUAGAAAACCGUGA